Molecule: messenger RNA, 3102 nt
Organism: Galleria mellonella (greater wax moth)
Lineage: Eukaryota; Metazoa; Arthropoda; Insecta; Lepidoptera; Pyralidae
Product: zonadhesin-like
Exons: 17
Coding region: 178-3000 (940 amino acids)
Source: RefSeq, a predicted model, not a curated record
AUCAUCGUAUGAACGUUUUCGAUUUGAACAACUGCAUAUUUUCAAUGUUUUUGAAAUUUGCUCAUUCGGUACACGUUACUUACGUAAUGAAAUUGUUUGCAUAUGCAAAAAAGAUAUCGAUAUAAAAGUAAUUAUUAUUGUUAAAGCCACAGUUUGUUUCAUUAAGUCGCAGUAGUAAUGUUGUUCGUUACAAUUUAUAUGAUUGGUUUAUGUUCAGCUGUUCUAGGAUUCGCACAAACGCAUCUUGAUAUAAAUGACGCAUCAGCCGCUAAAUCAAUCGCUCCAGAAUGUGGCCCUAAUGAAGUAGCGACUGAUAAUAGGAUAGUGUGUCCACCGCAAACAUGCGAGAGUAUAUACAGAUUAUACUCAUGUAUUCAAACUCCAUCUGAGGCUGGGUGCGAUUGUAUAGAUAAUUAUUUGAGAAAUUCGAGCGGUGUAUGCAUACCUAGUGUUGAAUGUCCACCACCACCUGAACUCUUUAAUUGUGGUCCAAAUGAAGCGCCUACUACUGAUCGAAUUGUGUGCCCACCGCAAACUUGCGAAAGUAUAUAUAACUCAUACCAAUGUGAGAUAAAACCUCCUGAACCUGGAUGUAAUUGUAUAGCGAACUAUUUGAGAAAUGCUAGCGGAGUAUGUAUUCCUAGUGACGAAUGCCCGACAAUCUCAGCACCACCUCCUGAAUGUGGCCUUAAUGAAGAAGCUACCGACAAUGCGAUAAUAUGUCCACCUCAGACUUGUGAGAGUCUCUAUACAUUGUAUGACUGUUUACCAAAUCUACCUGUACCAGGCUGCAAUUGCGUUGACAACUAUUUAAGGAAUGCCAGCGGAAUAUGUAUUCCUAGUGAUCAAUGUCCUCCUCGCGUUUUUGAUAUAAAAUGUGGACCAAACGAGAUAAAAAAGGACCAGAAGACUGAAUGCCCACCUCAAACUUGCGAGAGUUUAUAUGGUAUAAACUUUUGUAUACCAACAGACCCAGAACCUGGAUGCGAUUGUAUUGAAGGUUAUCUUAGAAAUGAUUUUGGAGCAUGCAUACCAAGUGAAGAUUGUCCAUCGUAUGAUAAUGAUUUCGAUGACUACGAAGAUGUUAAUUAUGACUACGAUACGAAUUAUUCAUCAUCAGCAAAACAAUUUUUACUCAAUAUAUUCAUUGUAACAGAAAUCGCUAUGUGGUUUUUGUUGUUUUUAAGUAUUUUGACUUUUCUCGGGGUCGACGGGGUGAGUAAUAUAUCUCCAAGAUGUAAACCAAAGCCAGUAACACCGAAAUGUGGUCUAAAUGAAGUAUCAUCUAAUUGCAAGAUAGUCUGCCCACCGCAAAGCUGUGAAAGUAUUUACACUACCUAUAUGUGUGAAGAUCUACCUUGCGAAAAAGGGUGCAAUUGUAUAAAUGGCUACCUUAGAGAUGCUAAUGGUACAUGUAUUCCAAAUGAAGAAUGUCCUUUAGGACCUAUUAAUCCUGUGUGUGGUCCUAACGAAGAAUUAAGUGACUGUAAAAUAGUUUGUCCACCGCAAAGUUGCGAAAGUAUUUACUCAACAUACCUGUGUGAAGAUCGUCCUUGCGAGGAAGGUUGUAAUUGCAUCGAUGGAUAUCUAAGAAAUGCUGAUGGUGUUUGUGUACCUAAUGAACAAUGUCCAACCGGUUCAACAACCCCUGAAUGCGGUAUAAAUGAAGAAUUCAGUGAUUGCAAGAUAGUCUGUCCACCGCAGUCUUGUGAGAGCCUCUAUACGGAAUAUUUAUGUUAUAAUGGAGGCUGUGAGUCGGGAUGCAACUGUAUUGAGAAUUAUCUUCGAGAUGCCAAUGGAACUUGCAUACCUAGUACUGAGUGUCCAUCACGUGAUUGGAAUGGAUGUGGCGUCAAUGAAACUUACGUAGAUUGUGCAUUUCGUUGCCCAAACCAAUACUGUCCAGAAAAUGACAACCGUGUAGAGAUUGUUUGCAAACCAGGGCGACCAUGUCCGCCUGGAUGUGCCUGUAAACCCGGCUAUAAGAGAAAGAGCAAUGAUGACGACACCUGUGUUUUAGCUUCUGACUGUCCUCCAGUAUCAUGUACUAGACCUAAUGAAGUAUGGGAAUCUUGCGCUCCAUAUUUGCUUGCUGAAAAAUGUGAAGACAUUGAUAACCCACCUAGUACAUGUGAAACAACGGAAAACGAUUGUCAACCUAAAUGUGUGUGCGAGAAAAAUUACUUUCGAAACAAAGAUGACGUUUGUGUGCUUGCCGCUGAAUGCAAAGUUGUAAUACAACCGACCUAUGAUAGAUGCACUCCAACUUGUGCUGUGCCAAAUCCACGAAACUGUCCAUCGAAACAAAGUAGUACAUGUGAUACCGGUUAUAUUUUAUCAAGGGAAGGAGGAGAGUGUAUUAAAAUAGAAGAUUGCCCCCAGAAUUUGGGAUGUAACGAUGAUCCAAAUGCAGUUGUUAAGGCAUGCCCUUCACCAUGCCCAUCAACCUGUUCUCAUCCAAACUCACUGCCAUGCAAAAUACGUUGCGAGCCGGUUGGUUGCCAGUGUGCACCCGGUUACAUUCUCUCUUCAGUAAAUGGAAAGUGUAUACUACCUGAGGAAUGUAAAGGUGGUAAUCCAUGCAGGAAGAAUGAGAGAUUCGUCACUUGCAGAAAUGGUUGUCCAACCGAUUAUUGUCCAGUGGAUGAUAGCCGCGGUAUAGUUAUUUGUGAAACAUUCCCUUUCUCACCUUGUUAUUCCGGUUGUGUGUGCAAUUUGAACCACAAAAAGCUGAGCCAUGAAGAUGACCGAUGCAUUGUGUCUUCAGAUUGUCCUCCCGUUAACUGUACAAGACCUAACGAAGAAUGGAACCCUUGUCCUUCGGAUUGUUUGGGCGAGUACUGCGAUAGUGCAUUUAAGGAACCAGUUGUCUGUAACACGUUGCUUCUGAAUUGUCAACCUCGAUGCACUUGUAUAAAGAAUCAUUUUAGAAAUGAGAAUGAUAUUUGUAUUCCUGCGCAAGAGUGUCCCAAGGAACCUUGCAGUGUUACACCGCAGUGAUGACAUAAUGUUUUGUCUUAUUAAAUAUGUAUAAAAUUUUAUUGUCAGAAUAAUAAAUUUUAAAUUGACAACAAUUUAAAUAUAAGUUAUUUUUAUUUAAUA